Xenopus laevis (African clawed frog) is the source of this 13300-nucleotide messenger RNA. It is a transcript of the gene dnah1.L, whose product is annotated as dynein axonemal heavy chain 1 L homeolog. Gene Ontology annotation, cellular component: axoneme; dynein complex; sperm flagellum. NCBI's taxonomy places the organism in Eukaryota, Metazoa, Chordata, Amphibia, Anura, Pipidae. Gene Ontology annotation, biological process: microtubule-based movement; flagellated sperm motility. Bases 95 to 12706 code for a protein of 4203 amino acids. The transcript has 78 exons. The record is from RefSeq and is a predicted model, not a curated record. Gene Ontology annotation, molecular function: dynein intermediate chain binding; dynein light intermediate chain binding; ATP binding.
CGCCACCUUCUUCUGCAACCGUAUGGUACCGCCUUGGCAACGCAAAGCGUCAUGUUGCCUAGCAAUGAAGCAGCGCUAGCGAGAAAGAUAUAGGAUGAAUCGCUCAAGUGAAGAUCCCCUGCAGUCUCUAGGAAGAAGUUCUUUCCAGAUACACAAUGGAAUUCCCCCGCAUCCUCCACCUCAUGCUCAGGGCUCUUCGGGGCAAUGCCUGCCUCCUCGGAAAUAUCCAGCUAUGAAACAAAGAGGCUUCUACUCUGAUAUCUUGACAAAUACUGCAUCAGCCCUGCUCCGGGAUGUGAAUGCAGGUCCUCGUGUGCAGCCAGACCUACUUAGACAAGCUGAUCAGGAACACAAUACACCAAAAGUUACAGGUUUUCAAAUGCCUUCAAGUUUCCGGUCAUACAUAGACAAGCAGGUUAUUGGUCCCACAACUGAAGUGCUUGUGAAAUCAGACUUUGCAAAAUGUGGAUAUGAGCCAAAAGUACAACUUCCCUUCCUGGUGGCACCAGGACAAUGCCCUCGUAAAAUUGAGUUGGAAAGGAGAAGACGAGAGUACAUGAAGUUGGACAUAAAUAAGCUUCUGAUCAAUAAAGGGAUAGAUUCUAAUCUACUUAUGCCUCGACAUACAGAUGCCAAGAAUUUGCCCUGCAUUGAGCUGAAAACUGGAUCACUUCUUCCCACAUACCUGCCUCUGGAGGUGUUUGAUGAUGAAGAAUACGAUGUGCGGACAUGGACUGAUUGGUUGAGUCUAGGAUAUGAAGAGGGAUCUACUGAGAGGAAGCCUGUUCCUGGCAAAGCACUGUUGCCUAUGGAUGAUGUACUUGGACAUGAUGAUCCAAAAAACCCAGAACUGGUCUAUGAAUGGUGCAAUGUUGGUGUCUUGGACUAUGAUCAAGAAAGAAAGCUGUACCUUGUCCAUAAGUCUACUAGUAAUGUACUCCUGAGUUCUGCAAACAUCAAGUCAUACCAGAGAAAUGGAUCUUCAGCAUCAACAGAAACGCUUAAUCUGUAUGAGUAUUCUGUGCCUCGCAUCAGGCUUCUGUUUUGUGCCGAGAACCCCCGCGUAUUUGCCAAAAGAAUUGUAGCUGCCAACAAACUGCGAAAGAAUACAGAAGCCUUGCUGUUGUACAACUUGUACAUAGACUGCAUGCCUGGGAAUGGGAGGUGUGUAAUUCCAGCAGACAGCCUUAACAGAAUGAAGCAAUGGCUGCUAAGCACAUCACAUUUGAAACAGGAUGAUGGUGUGCUCCACCAACUGAAGAUUUUGGAAAAGGAGAUCAGUAUGGAAUAUGAACGCACCAUGAAUAAACUAAUCUUUGACCAACUUGUGAUUUCCAACCCUCAAAAGUAUGCCUAUGUUACUCUCCCAGACAGAGUAGAGGUUAUCCCAAUGCAAGGACUUGUUAAUGUCCCAGAGUAUAACUACGCAAAAAGCCGAGCAGCCUUUACAUUUAAAACUCUCCUGACAUUGCCAGAGGUAAUCGCCUCCCUCUGCAAAGUACGUGUAGAAUGCAGCAAAGUUUCUUCCAUGACUUUAUUUCACUCAUCAAUGACUAAAUGUGUCCGACUGGAGGAGUUUGAACAAACUCAGUCACAGACCUUCUCACAGGUUCAGUUGUUCCUCAAGGACAGCUGGGUGAGUACUUUGAAGAAUGUUCUACGCAGUAGCUUGAGAGAUGUAGGGAAAGGUUGGUAUGACUUACAUGAGUGUAACUGGGAAGUAUAUCAGAUGUCUAAACUACGCCAACUGAUGGAACUCAUCAAGUUUAACCUGCAGGACUCUUUGCGCUUCCUUGUACAAGACUCCCUUGUGAGCUUCACGCAGCUCAUAAUGGAUGCCUGUUGCGGCGUCUUGUCAUGUACUGAAGAUAUGAACUGGGGAGGGGACCUUGUCAACAGCCCAUACAAACCUCGUAAAAAUCCAAUAUUUUUAUUGGAUUUAGUACUGGACAACUCGGGGGUUCAUUUCAGUACACCCCUGGAAAACUUUGAGUUAACCCUAAUGAGCUUGUUUGAUAAAGGAAUACUAGCAACCCACAGUGUGCCCCAACUAGAAAAGUUUGUGCUUGAAGACCUUUUUAUCAGUGGCACCCCAUUGCUGGAGUCUGUUGGUUUACAUGAACCCCCAGUGGAAGAACUGCGUAAGGACAUUUGCACAGCAAUAUGUAAAGCUCUUAUUCCCUUGAGAUCUUAUGCGAAGCAAUAUGAGAAGUACUUAGAACUGAAUAAUACUGAUUUGGAAACCUAUAUAAAAGAUUUUCAGUCCAAGAAUUCCUCAGCUUUAGAGAUUAAAUUAGCUGUUCAGGAGAAUCUUCUUGAAAAAGAGCGUCUAGACAAUGCUCUUCCCAGCUCUAUAAUUGUUGGGCCAUUUCAAAUCAAUAUUGAAGGACUAAAGCAAAAUUUAUCCCGCAAGCGUCGAAAUCUGUCUAAUGCCCUACUGGAGCUACUUGCUAAGAGUUUACGGAAGGAAAUGGAUGACAUCUCUGAUCAAUUCCGAGCCAUCAGCCGCAGUUUGUAUGAGAAGCCAAACAGUGUCGAGGAGCUGACAGAACUGAGGGAGUGGAUGAAAGGAGUACCAGAAAAGCUGAAAACAUUGGAGGAACAGAUAACAAAGGUAACUUCAGAUUACGAUGUUAUAGAUGAGUUCUUGUACAGCUUAUCCCAAGAAGAUUUCUCAGCAAAGUGGAAUGUCAUUGGCUGGCCAAACAAAGUCAUAGUGCUCAUGGAUUCUAUUUGUGAGCAACACAUGGAGGAUGAAGAAAAGUUCCGCAAAAUCCAGGUUAUGGAUCAGACCAAUUUCUUGGAGCGUCUGGAUUCCCUGCAGAUGGUUGUUGCUGGAUUUUCCACUCACGUCGAUAUUACAAGAGCUCAUGAAAUUGCUAAUGAAGUCAGGAGAGUCCAGAAACAACUAAAGGAGUCACAGCAGAUGGCCCAGCUCUACAACAACAGGGAAAGGCUCUUUGGACUUCCUGUUACAAAUUAUGAUAAGUUGGUGAGGAUGGUGAAAGACUUUCAGCCCUUCCGGGAUCUGUGGACCACUGCAUCAGAUUGGAUGCGCUGGAAUGAGAGUUGGAUGAAUGACCCUCUCACUACCAUUGAUGCUGAACAACUGGAAAAGAAUGUUACAGAAUCCUACAAGGUCAUGCACAAGUGCAUUAAACAGUUUCGGGAUAUUCCAGCCUGCCAAGAAGUGGCUCAGGAUAUAAAGGGGCGUAUUGAAGAGUUCAGGCCCUACAUUCCAUUAAUUCAAGGCUUGCGUAAUCCUGGUAUGAGAAACAGGCACUGGGAACUGCUUUCUGAACAAAUACAGAUCAGUGUCAAACCCAAGGCAAAUCUGACCUUCACCCGAUGCCUGGAGAUGAAUUUACAGGAUCACAUAGAUAGCAUUGCCAAAGUGGCAGAAAUAGCUGGCAAGGAGUUUGCCAUAGAGCAGGCUCUAGACAAGAUGGAGAAUGAAUGGGCAUCUGUGUUGUUUACAAUAUUGCCGUAUAAAGAAACAGGAACCUUUAUACUAAAGAGUCCAGAGGAGGCCUCUCAGUUGCUGGAUGAUCACAUUGUAAUGACACAGAGCAUGUCUUUCUCCCCUUUCAAAAAACCUUUUGAGGAAAGGAUCAGUACGUGGGAGGGAAAGCUUCGCUUAACACAGGAUGUGCUGGAGGAAUGGCUGAUUUGUCAGCGAUCCUGGUUGUAUUUAGAACCAAUCUUUAGCUCAGAAGAUAUUAACAGACAGCUGCCUGUAGAGGGCAAACGCUAUCAGACCAUGGAGAGGACUUGGAGAAAGAUCAUGAAGAAUGCAGAGGAAAAUAAGCAGGUUAUAUCCUUGUGUCCGGAGCCUCGCCUUUUGGAGAGUCUGCGAGAAUGUAACAAAUUGCUGGAAUUGGUACAAAAAGGUCUUAGUGAAUAUCUGGAAACCAAGAGAGCUGCUUUUCCCAGGUUUUACUUUCUUUCUGAUGAUGAGCUUUUGGAGAUUUUAUCCCAGACAAAGGACCCUACAGCUGUUCAGCCACACCUGCGCAAGUGUUUUGAGAAUGUUGCACGUCUGCUCUUCCAACCUGAUCUUCAGAUCACCCACAUGUAUUCAGCUGAAGGAGAGGAAGUUAAGUUAUGCAGAGCAAUCUACCCAACAGGAAAUGUAGAGGAUUGGCUGAUGGAAGUGGAAAAGGUUAUGAAAGCCAGUGUGCGUGAAUAUAUAGAGCGAUCUAUCAAGGCUUACCCUGAGACACCACGAACAGAGUGGGUGCUUAAUUGGCCAGGCCAAGUUACUAUAGCUGGAUGCCAAACAUUCUGGACCAAAGAUGUUUCUGAAGCACUAGAAGCUGGAGAUCUAUCCAACAGACUUUUCCCACAGCUUGAAGCUCAGCUGAGUGGACUUGUGGCUUUGGUGAGGGGAAAGCUGUCCCGGAUGCAAAGGUCUAUUCUCUCUGCUCUAAUAGUCAUUGAGGUUCAUGCUAAAGAUGUUGCUGCUCGACUUAUAGAAGAAAAUGUCAGCAGUGUCAAUGACUUUGAGUGGAUCUCCCAACUCAGAUAUUAUUGGGCUAGGGAUGAUCUGUAUGUGAGAGCUGUAAAUGCAGAGUUUCUCUAUGGAUAUGAAUACCUUGGAAACACUGGACGCUUGGUAAUAACCCCAUUAACAGACAGAUGCUAUUUGACGCUUACUGGAGCUCUGCAUCUGAAAUUUGGAGGUGCUCCAGCUGGUCCAGCUGGCACAGGAAAAACCGAAACCACCAAAGAUCUAGGAAAAGCUCUGGCAAUCCAAACAGUGGUGUUUAACUGCUCUGAUCAGUUGGAUUUCAUGGCCAUGGGCAAGUUCUUUAAAGGCUUAGCCAGUUCUGGAGCCUGGGCUUGUUUUGAUGAAUUCAAUCGCAUUGACAUUGAAGUGCUAUCUGUGGUGGCCCAGCAAAUCACUACUAUACAGAAGGCACAGCAGCAAAGAUUGGAGCGGUUUAUGUUUGAAGGAGUGGAGAUCCCAUUGGUUUCAACGUGUGCAGUCUUUAUUACAAUGAAUCCUGGCUAUGCUGGUCGGACUGAAUUGCCUGAUAAUCUGAAGGCACUUUUCCGUCCUGUAGCGAUGAUGGUGCCUGAUUAUGCCAUGAUUGCUGAGAUCUCCCUCUAUUCCUUUGGCUUUAAUAAUGCCAAGAUACUGGCAAAAAAGAUUACCACCACCUUUAAGCUCUCAUCUGAACAAUUGAGCUCCCAGGAUCACUAUGAUUUUGGAAUGAGAGCUGUCAAAACUGUGAUUUCUGCUGCAGGCAAUUUAAAGAGAGAAAAUCCAACUAUGAAUGAGGAGCUGAUUUGUCUGAGGGCUAUUCGUGAUGUCAAUGUACCUAAGUUUCUGCAAGAUGACCUAAAGUUGUUUAGUGGCAUUGUGUCUGACCUGUUCCCACGAAUUGAGGAGGAGCCAAUUGAUUAUGGCACCCUGGAGGAAGCAAUUAGAACGACAUGUAUACAGAAAAAUUUGAAGGAUGUGGAUGGAUUUGUGACAAAGUGCAUCCAGCUUUAUGAGACCACUGUAGUAAGGCACGGUUUAAUGCUUGUAGGGCCCACCGGAUCUGGAAAGACUCAGUGUUACAAGGUAUUGGCUGCUGCCCUGACAUCACUCAAGGGGCUCCCAUCAGUCAGCGGUGGUACCUAUGAGACUGUGCAUUAUUAUAUCCUAAAUCCCAAGUCCAUAACUAUGGGUCAGCUCUAUGGAGAAUUCGACCUCUUGACGCACGAAUGGACUGAUGGAAUCCUUUCCUCUCUAAUCAGAGGUGGAGCUACUUCCACUGAUCCAGAUAAGAGAUGGUACAUGUUUGAUGGGCCAGUAGAUGCAGUUUGGAUUGAAAAUAUGAACACAGUAUUAGAUGACAACAAAAAACUCUGUUUGAGCUCUGGAGAGAUAAUUAAACUUACAGAGGCAAUGACAAUGAUGUUUGAAGUACAAGACCUGGCAGUAGCCUCACCGGCUACUGUUUCUCGCUGUGGGAUGGUGUAUUUGGAGCCCAGUAUUCUAGGACUGACACCCUUUACUGAGUGCUGGCUUCGCUGUAUGCCGGAUGUCAUCAAACCCUUUAGAGAGAAACUGGAGUCUCUUUUCUCACGCUUCUUGCAGGACUCUAUCACCUUCGUGAGGCGCUCAGUGAAGGAAAUUAUUGCUUCAACUGACAGCAACCUGACUAUGAGUCUGCUUAAGUUACUGGAUUGCUUCUUCCAACCUUUUAUUCCACAAGAGGGGCAAAAGAAGUUUCCACAGGAGAAGUUGAGACGCAUAGAGGAACUGAUAGAAUCAUGGUUCUUUUUCUCUCUCAUUUGGAGUGUUGGGAUUACUGGGGAUUCACAGGGCCGUGUCCUGUUUAGCACAUGGCUGAGAGAUAAAAUGAUGUCUGAAAAGAUAGCAAUGCUCUUCCCAGAGCAAGGGCUAGUACAUGACUAUAUGCUGGAUGACGCAGGAAUAAGCAGUGCUUCUGAAGAGGAUGAAGAGGAUGUACAGAAGCCGGUGCGGUGGGUCAACUGGAUGGAUUCAGCGGGGAGCUUCUCCAUUGCCCCAGAUACCAGUUAUGCAGAUAUAAUUGUUCCAACGUUGGAUACAAUCCGCAUGUCCCAUCUACUGGGGAUGCUUCUCACCAACAAGAAACCCGUUCUCUGUGUGGGCCCCACUGGAACAGGAAAGACAUUAACUUUAACUGAUAAACUGCUCAAGAACUUCCCUGUGGAAUAUAUCAGUCAUUUUCUCAUGUUCUCAGCACGGACCUCAGCCAAUCAGACACAAGAUCUUAUAGACAGCAAACUGGAUAAAAGGAGAAAGGGGGUGUUUGGACCUCCUCUUGGCCGUUACUUUAUCUUCUUUAUCGAUGACCUAAACAUGCCCUCUCUAGAGACGUAUGGCGCUCAGCCACCAAUUGAACUUUUGCGGCAGUGGAUGGACCAUGGAGGAUGGUAUGACCGCAAACAGAUAGGGGUCUUCAAACAGUUAGUAGAUAUUAACUUCCUGUGUGCAUUGGGACCCCCUGGAGGGGGAAGGAAUCCUGUGUCCCAAAGGCUUACUCGGCACUUUAACUAUUUAUCUUUCACCGAGCUGGAAGACAGCAGCAAGAGUCGGAUUUUCUCUAGUAUUCUUGGCAGCUGGCUUGCAGGGGCUUCAGCCGUGCAGAAUUUGACAGAGCAACUUGUGAGUGCAACCAUUAAGGUUUAUAACACAAUCACAUCUCAGCUUCUUCCAACUCCAGCCAAGUCACAUUACACUUUCAACCUCCGGGACCUGUCAAAGGUUUUCCAGGGAAUGCUCAUGGCAGAUGCAUCCAAAAUGGAGGACAAAUACCAGCUCUUAAAACUGUGGUACCAUGAAUCCUGUCGGGUAUUCCAGGACAGGCUUGUGAAUGGGGAAGAUAGAAGUUGGUUUGAUGAGCUUUUGAAAGGCAGAAUGGAAGAGUUCGGUGCAAGCUUUCAGGAAGUUGUUCCACAACAGCCAGUUAUGUUUGGUGACUUCAUGAGUCCUGGGUCUGAUGCCAAGGCUUAUAAGCUCAUUGAGGAUCGGGAAAAGCUUCAUCGAGUGAUUGAAGAGUACAUGGAAGAUUACAACCAGAUAAACACUGCCAAGAUGAAGCUGGUUCUCUUUCUGGAUGCCAUUCAGCACAUUUGUAGAAUCAGCCGUGUCUUGCGCCAACCACUAGGAAAUGCACUUCUGCUUGGCGUGGGAGGUAGUGGGAGACAGUCCCUCACCAGACUGGCAAGUCACAUGGCACAAUAUGAAUGUUUCCAGAUUGAACUUUCUAAAAACUAUGGAAGAUCUGAGUGGAGGGAAGAUAUAAAAGGGAUCCUGUUGAAGGCUGGUCUCCAGAACACACCCAUUACCUUUCUCUUUACAGAUACCCAGAUUAAGGAUGAAUCAUUCCUUGAAGACAUAAACAACAUUCUUAACUCAGGAGAUGUUCCCAACCUGUAUGGGCCAGAUGAGCUGGACCAGAUUGUCACUGUCAUGAAGCCUGUUGUGCAAGACAUGGGACAGCAGCCAACCAAAGCCAACCUAAUGGCUGCAUACACCCGCAGAGUGAGGGGUAACAUCCAUACUGUGUUGUGUAUGAGCCCAAUUGGGGAAGUAUUCCGGUCUCGCCUCAGACAGUUCCCCUCUCUGGUCACCUGCUGCACAAUUGACUGGUUUGAUGAGUGGCCAGCAGAAGCCUUGCAGUCAGUGGCCUCCUCAUUCCUCAAUGAAAUUCCAGAGCUGCAAUCCAGGGAAGACAUUAUCCCAGGAAUGAUCCAGAUGUGUGUUGAUAUCCACCAGUCAGUGGGUGUGAAGUCCAAGCAAUACUUGGCAGAGCUUUCCCGGCAUAACUAUAUCACGCCGAAGAGUUAUCUUGAGCUGCUUGGCAUCUUCUCAAAACUAAUUGGCAAGAAAUUAAUGGAGAUAAAAACUGCGAAAGAUAGAAUGAAAAGUGGCCUGGACAAGCUCCUUACCACAGCUGAGGAUGUUGCAAAGAUGCAGGAAGAGCUAGAGGUGAUGCGCCCUCUAUUGGAAGAAGCAGCACAGGACACAGUGACUACAAUGCAAAAGAUUCAGGAAGAUACGGUGAUAGCUGAGGCCACUCGAGGCUCAGUUCAGGUAGAGGAGGCUAAAGCUACAGAAAAAGCUCAGACAGCACAGGCAAUUGCAGAUGAUGCUCAAAAAGAUCUGGAUGAAGCAUUGCCUGCACUGGACGCUGCUCUUGCCAGUCUGAAAUCUCUCAAUAAGAAUGAUGUCACUGAGGUGAGAGCCAUGCAGCGCCCCCCGGUUGGAGUGAAACUGGUUAUUGAAGCAGUCUGCAUUAUGAAAGGUAUAAAGCCAAAGAAAGUGGCAGGUGACAAGCCAGGAAGCAAGAUAGAUGACUACUGGGAACCUGGAAAGGGACUACUACAAGACCCUGGAAAAUUCUUGGAGGGACUCUUUAAGUUUGAUAAGGAUAAUAUUCCUGAUGCUGUCAUUAAAGCCAUCCAGCCAUACAUUGACAAUGAGGAGUUUCAGCCAGCAGCUAUAGCCCGUGUUUCCAAAGCCUGUACCUCUAUUUGUCAGUGGGUGCGUGCCAUGCACAUGUAUCACUUUGUUGCUCGAGGUGUAGAACCUAAAAGGCAAGCCCUAAGAGAAGCACAAGAGGACCUGGCAGUAACACAGAAAAUUUUAGAUGCUGCAAAAGCACGUCUUAGAGAUGUAGAGGAUGGAAUUGCCACCUUGCAAGCCAAAUACAGAGACUGUGUAUCAAAAAAAGAAGAGCUAGAGCAGAAAUGCGAGCAGUGCGAGCAAAAGUUAGGUCGUGCUGACAAGCUCAUAACUGGUUUAUCUGACGAGCGCCAGCGCUGGCAAGAUACAGUUCUAAGUCUGGAAAACCUGCUAGUUAAUGUAACCGGAGACCUGCUACUGUGCGCAGGCUUCUUGGCCUAUCUUGGACCCUUCACGGGUCCCUAUCGGAUUUCUCUCUUUAACCAGUGGACUAAGAGGCUAAACGAGCUAAAAGUUCCCUGCUCACAGGAGCCAUCCCUUAUAGGAACACUGGGUGACCCUGUUAAAAUCCGUUCCUGGCAGAUUGCAGGGCUUCCAAAUGAUACAUUAUCAGUGGAGAAUGGAGUCAUUACACAAUAUUCGCAAUGCUGGUCUCACUGCAUUGAUCCUCAGGGACAAGCUAAUAGAUGGAUCAAAAACAUGGAGAAGGACAAUGGUCUGGAGGUAGCGAAGCUCAGCGAUCGCGACUUUCUAAGAUGCUUGGAAAACGCAAUCCGUUUUGGGAAGCCCUUUAUGCUGGAGAAUGUCGGAGAGGAGCUGGAUCCUGCUUUGGAGCCUGUGUUGCUCAAACAAACAUACAAGCAACAGGGAAGCACAGUGCUACGCUUAGGAGAUGCUGUGAUUCCAUAUCAUGAUGACUUUAGAAUGUACAUCACAACCAAGCUCCCUAACCCUCAUUAUCCACCUGAAAUAUGCACUAAGGUUACACUCAUCAAUUUCACUUUGUCUCCAAGUGGCCUUGAGGACCAACUCCUUGGGCAGGUGGUAGCUGAGGAGCGCCCAGACUUGGAAGAAGCUAAAAAUCAGCUAAUCCUGUCAAAUGCCAAAAUGAGACAAGAGUUAAAAGAUAUUGAGGAUCAGAUUCUGCUGCGUCUCAGCACCUCUCAGGGGAAUCCUGUGGAUGACGUGGAUCUUAUCAAGGUCUUAGAAGCCUCCAAGCAGAAGGCUGGGGAGAUUAAGGUCAAGGUGCAGGUGGCCGAGCAAACUGAGCGGGAUAUAGACAUUACAAGGCGUCAGUAUGUUCCUGUUGCUGUAAGAACACAGAUACUUUUCUUCUGUGUAUCAGAUCUGUCAAAUGUUGAUCCUAUGUAUCAGUAUUCACUGGAGUGGUUUCUGGGCAUCUUCAUAGCAGCUAUUGCCAACUCUGAGAGAGCAGAAACCGUGGAGAAACGUAUUGUGAAUAUAAAUACAUAUUUCACCUUCAGCCUGUUCUGUAAUGUAUGUCGAAGUCUCUUUGAGAAGCACAAGCUCAUGUUCUCCUUCCUGCUCUGUGUGCGAAUUCUUAUGAACCAAGGCCUUAUCCACAUGGAAGAAUGGCGCUUCUUGCUUUCAGGUGGCACGGCCACCAGUCUGGUAGAAAAUCCAUUUCAAGAGUGGCUGACAGAGCGGGCAUGGAGGGAUAUCCAGGCUCUGAGUGCCCUUAGCAACUUCAGUAAAGUCACAGAGGAACUGACACACUAUGCUGAGGAAUACAGGAGGAUCUGUGAUAGCCCUGAGCCCCAUCGGGAACAGCUUCCUGGUGAAUGGGGACAGUCUUUGGAUUCCUUCCAGAAAAUCCUUAUUCUGAGAUGUCUGAGAGGGGACAAGGUGACAAAUGCAAUGCAGGACUUUGUCUGCCAGCACCUAGGACAGCGCUUUAUAGAGCCACAGACAGCUGACCUCGGGGCUGUAUACAAAGAAUCCUCUCCUGUUACCCCACUCAUUUUCAUCCUCUCCCCUGGAACCGAUCCAGCAGCAGAUCUCUACAAGUUUGCAGAAGAAAUGAAGUUCUCAAAGAAACUAAGUGCCAUCUCUCUGGGUCAAGGGCAGGGGCCACGUGCAGAGGCCAUGAUGCGCAGCUCAAUGGAAAGAGGGAAAUGGGUUUUCUUCCAGAAUUGCCACCUUGCACCUAGCUGGAUGCCGUCACUAGAGAGGUUAAUUGAAACAAUUGAUCCAGACAAGGUACACCGGGAUUUCCGGGUUUGGUUGACCAGCAUGCCUAGUAACCAGUUUCCAGUAUCCAUCUUGCAGAAUGGCUCCAAGCUUACCAUUGAGCCUCCGCGGGGAGUGAAAGCCAAUUUAUUACGUACCUACUUGAGUUUAAGUGACGCAGAGCUGCAGGACUGCAGUAAGGCCUCUCAGUUUAAGGCUCUCCUGCUCUCACUCUCUUUGUUCCACGGAAGCACUCUGGAAAGACGAAAGUUUGGGCCUUUAGGGUUCAACAUCCCAUAUGAAUUCACAGAUGGAGAUCUGAGGAUCUGCAUCUCUCAGCUUCGGAUGUUCCUUGAGGAGUACUCAGACAUUCCUUACAAGGUUCUACGUUACACAGCAGGAGAGAUCAAUUAUGGGGGUCGUGUUACAGAUGACUGGGACCGGCGUUGCCUACUGAGCAUCCUGCAGGAUUUCUACCAGCCACCAGUUUUAAUAGAAGGCCACAAUUUCUCAGAGUCUGGAACAUAUCAUCAGAUCAGUCCAACCUACGACCUUAAUGGUUACCUUCAGUACAUUCGCUCCCUUCCUCUCAACGAUCUGACUGAGCUAUUUGGGCUUCAUGAAAAUGCAAACAUCACAUUUGCACAGAAUGAAAGCUUUGCUCUGCUGGGAUCUCUUGUUACUUUACAACCAAGAGCACAGAGCAGUGGAGGAAGCCGUGAUGAGAUGGUGGAAGAAAUAGCUGAAAACAUACUGAAGAAAGUUCCGCCAAUGAUACCUGUACAGGAAGUGAUGUCAAAGUACCCAGUCAUGUACCAGGAAUCAAUGAAUACUGUUCUGGUGCAGGAGGUUAUACGGUACAACCGCCUUCUUAGUGUCCUUUCACAGACUUUACAUGAUUUGCUGAAGGCUAUGAAAGGUCAGGUUGUAAUGUCAUCUCAGCUGGAGCUGAUGGCAAACAGUCUGUAUAAUAAUUCUGUGCCAGAGAUGUGGAGAGCAAAGGCAUAUCCUUCUCUCAAACCCCUUGCCUCCUGGGUAUUAGAUCUUCUUCAGCGAAUUCAGUUCCUCCAGAAAUGGAUCUCUGAUGGAAUUCCUGCUGCUUUCUGGAUUAGUGGACUGUUCUUCCCACAGGCAUUCCUGACUGGCACAUUACAAAAUUAUGCCAGGAAGCAUGUCAUUUCCAUUGAUACCAUCUCUUUUGACUUUAAGGUUCUCAGGGAGUCUGUUUCAGAAUUAACUCAACGCCCUUCAGAGGGCUGUUACAUUUAUGGCUUGUUCCUGGAAGGGGCACGAUGGGACAAAACAACCUCGAUGCUGGCAGAAUCUCGACCAAAAGAGCUUUACACUGAGAUGGUGGUAAUCUGGCUGGUCCCAGUGCCUGAACGCAAACCAGCUACUUCUGGAACAUACUUCUGCCCCAUAUACAAAACUCUGACAAGAGCAGGAACUCUCUCCACAACUGGACAUUCUACCAACUACGUCAUCGCUGUAGAACUCCCCAGCAAUCAGCCACAGACUCAUUGGAUUAAGCGUGGAGUGGCGCUCAUUUGUGCUCUUGAUUAUUAAACAUUAUUACACAGUUUAUUUCUUACCAGUUACCCAUAAAAAUACAGAUCUAUAGAACUAUACAGAACACAAUCAACUUCUACAUUGCUUUUUUUAAUGGUUCAAAUUAACUUGCUAAUAUACAUUCCAUUAAGCCAAUAAAACAUGACUGGUACCUUUAAAUAUCUUACCGAUGUAAGUGUGACUUCUAAUGUCACACUCACAUAGUCCCAAUAGUUCUUUCAGUUGUGAUAAUACAUGGUUAAGUUACGUUAAAGAGACACAAAUGUUUAGGUCUAUUAUUUAAACUUAAACUGCCUAACUGCUAGUUGAUCCAGAGGACAACAAAAACCCCUUUCCGAAGCCUCAAAUAGGAAACAAUUCCUUCCUGGUGCCAAGAUAACAAAUGGACCAGUCCCUGGAUCAACUUGUACCAAGAGUUAUUUCCAAUAACCCUGUAUUCACUUGCUAAAAAGCUAUCCAAUCCGUUCUUGAAACCAUCUUAUGUACAGUUAGGUCCAUAAAUCUUUAUAAUUUUGGUUCUGUACAUUAGCACAAUGAAUUUUAAAUGAAACCACUCAGAUGCAGUUGAACUGCAGACUUUCAGCUUUAAUU